CCGCCUCCUCGAACCCCACAUCCUCCACAACGGGCCAACUCCCCACCAUUGCCUGCCUUACCUCACCUCCCUCCGACCUUACCUGACGCAAGGUAAGAGAGUUCCUUGGAGUUACGCUACGCUCACGACGAACCCCGUGCCAUUGGACUGCAAACCGACCACCCACGAAUCUGCACCCCGUUCAUCCUACACGAAACAAUACACAUUUCGGACCGAUUAGCAAUUCCGCCGGCCCUCGACAAACUACAGACCACUGCCGACACGAUGUCCAUUAUCCAGCAGCACACGUCCGCCUCGCUCAGCGACGCCUGGCGGACCAUCAACAUCGACGCUCUGCAGGAGGAUUCGGCGUGUAACUUUGACACGUCGACGCUGCACCCGCCGCAGCCCGAGAUCGGUGAGGACGAAGUGCGACAGCUCGCCGGCCAGGUGCGGCAGCUCCUCCGUGGCGGAGAUGCCGAGGGUGCGCUGAGGGGAUGCUUGGAGUUUCCCGUCUACAACGGCCCCGAUGCCGCCAAGGACGCCCACCUCCAGACCAUCACCGAGGUCCUCCAGUCCAUCAAGGCUUCGGAGAUGACGCCCCUCCUCAAGUCCAUUUACGGCUCGGCCGGCGGCCCCGAGCUGCUCGACGUCCUCAUGAAGUACAUCUACAAGGGCAUGGCGGGAUCCGCGGCCAGCUCCGGCGGUCUGAGGUCGCCGCCGCCGCAGCAGGCCGCGCCCGGCGGGUUCAGCCAAAUCGGCGGACGGCCGGGAGGCACGAACGAGAACGUCGGCAGCGCCAUGAGCGUGCUGCUGAGCUGGCAUGAGAAGGUCGUCGACGUGGCCGGUCUGGGAACCAUUGGCCGUGUCAUGACCGACUGGAGAAGGGUUUAAGAGUGGGGUUUUGCGGAAAGUAAGGAGAGGGGAGGGGUGGCUGAUAAUGAAGUUCAUGACGAGCGUGGGCAUGCUCGGUGUAGGCAGAUACAUAGCUUGUCCUUCUACGAUUUCCAACGUAGACUUAUUUGGCGUGCCGACAAUGGAAAGCCAUAGAUUUCUUUUUGUUCAAGUCUGUUCCUUCUUGUU
Molecule: messenger RNA, 1062 nt
Organism: Colletotrichum destructivum
Lineage: Eukaryota; Fungi; Ascomycota; Sordariomycetes; Glomerellales; Glomerellaceae
Exons: 2
Coding region: 265-873 (202 amino acids)
Biological process (GO): Arp2/3 complex-mediated actin nucleation; regulation of actin filament polymerization
Cellular component (GO): actin cytoskeleton; cytoplasm; Arp2/3 protein complex
Molecular function (GO): actin filament binding
Source: RefSeq, a predicted model, not a curated record